This is a messenger RNA of Mesocricetus auratus (golden hamster), 2546 nucleotides long. RefSeq names its product palmdelphin (gene Palmd). Lineage: Eukaryota; Metazoa; Chordata; Mammalia; Rodentia; Cricetidae. Gene Ontology annotation, biological process: regulation of cell shape. Gene Ontology annotation, cellular component: membrane; cytoplasm. The transcript is spliced from 9 exons. The record is from RefSeq and is a predicted model, not a curated record. The coding region runs from base 571 to 2226 and encodes 551 amino acids.
CAAAAUAAAAAAAGAGCUGCGUUCCCCAGACAUCCAAGGAUGGCACCAAGAACUCCCAGGGAGCCAACUUUUUAAUACCGGUGCCUUCACGCCUUUGAUUUUUGCAACACCUAAGAUUCCAAGGUUGUGCUGCGGGAACCCUGGCGGCCCUGACCCUCCGCACGCACACAGCAGUUCCCCGUGCCACUCCUGGAAAAUAAUGACCUGGAUAAGGAACAGUUAAUAAGAAAAUGUGCCUCGCUACCCGUGCGCAGAACAACAAAGAGCUGGCAGCCCCUGAAGGAAAAGGGCUUGUGCGGCUGCCGUUCAAACUUGUCAGUCAACUCGUGCCAGCAGCCUCAGCGUCUGCCUCCCCAGCACACGCUCAUUACAUGUGUCUGUCUGGUCUCAUCUGUGCCUCGGCUCAGAGACCUCCUGACGAGCCGGGAUUCUCUUCCUUUCUCACUGGUGCAAAGAGCGGAUUUCUCUCCCUGUGGCUCCUGUCACCUCCCGCUCCUCUCCCCAAGGAGGCACCUUGAUUUAUGGUAGCUCGGGACUUCCAUCAGCGUCUGCCUGUCCUUGACGUCGAGAAUGGAAGAAGCUGAGCUGGUCAAGGGACGCCUGCAAGCCAUCACAGAUAAAAGAAAAAUACAGGAAGAAAUCUCACAGAAGCGUCUGAAAAUAGAAGAAGAAAAAUUGAAACACCAGCACCUAAAGAAAAAAGCCUUGAGGGAGAAAUGGCUCCUGGAUGGAAUCGGCAGUGGAAAAGAACAGGAAGAGAUGAAGAAGCAAAAUCAACAAGACCAGCACCAGACCCAGGUUCUAGAGCAAAGCAUCCUCAGGCUUGAGAAAGAGAUCCAAGAUCUUGAAAAGGCUGAACUGCAAAUCUCAGCCAAUGAGGAGGCAAUUCUAAAGAAGUUAAAAUCGAUUGAGAGGACUACAGAGGACAUAAUAAGAUCUGUGAAGUUGGAAAAGGAAGAAAUCCAAGAAGAAUCAAUUGAGGACAUCUAUGCUAAUAUCCCUGACCUUCCAAGUUCCUAUAUACCUUCCAGAUUAAGAAAGGAAAGAAAUGAAGGACAAGAAGAUGAUGAACAAAAUAGAAAAGCUUUGUACGCCAUGGAAAUUAAAGUUGAAAAAGAUUUGAAGACUGGAGAAAGUAUUGUUCUGUCUUCAAUACCCCUCCCAUCAGAUAACUUUAGAAGUACAGGAGUAAAGGUGUAUGACGACGGGCAGAAGUCAGUCUACGCGGUCAGCUCCAACCAGAACACAACCUACAAUGGCACUGAUGGCCUCGCACCCGUCGAAGUAGAGGAUCUCCUCAGACAAGCCUCAGAGAGGAACUCUCAGUCACCCACAGAGUACCAUGAGCCCGUGUAUGCCAAUCCGUUUUGCAGGCCUAUGACCCCACAGAGAGAGAGAGUAAGCCCUGGACCAAACUUUCAAGAAAGGAUAAUGAUGAAAGCUAAUGGACUGGGCAACCAUGCAAAUGAAUCCAUGCACAGUAUGAGCGAUGGGCUUUCAGAGGGGAGAAGCAAUGGUCCAUCUCACACCAGCCCUACACGGCCAACACCUCAGCCCCGAUCAACAGUUCAGCAAGCAGAAGAGAUGAUGGUCCACAGCCAGCAAAAGAUGCUAACUCCUCGGGAAGAAUCGAACAUCAGGCAGAAUGAACGUGAGGUUUCCCCAAGGACGGGACUAAGCCCCUGCAGAGCAAGCCCGGGGAAGUCAGGACCCCAGUGUUCCUCACCCACUUGCCAGGAGGAGGCUGAAGAUGUAAGAUACAACAUCGUUCAUUCUCUGCCUUCUGAUGUGGAUGACACAGAACCUGUAACGAUGAUUUUCAUGGGGUAUCAGCAGGCAGAUGAUAAUGAAGAAGAAAAGAAGCUUUUGACAGGAUAUGAUGGGGUCAUCCACGCUGAGCUGGUGGUGAUUGACGACGAGGGGGAGGAGGAUGAAGGACAAGCUGAGAAGCCAUCCUACCAUCCGGUAGCUCCCUGUAGUCAGGUUUACCAGCCAACCAAACCAACUCCACUUCCUAGAAAGAGAUCGGAAGUUAGCCCUCAUGAAAACACAAACCAUAAAUCUCCCCACAAAAAUUCCAUAUCUCUGAAAGAGCAAGAGGAACGUUUAGGCAGCCCUGCCCGCCACUCUCCCUUGGGUGUCCCAAUGGCUGGAGACGGGACUGAGGAUCCAUCCUUAACAGCUUUAAGGAUAAGAAUGGCAAAGCUGGGAAAAAAGGUAAUCUGAGCGCUGUAGUGCCCACCUGAAGAACCCUUUGAGAAGAAGCCAAGAAAUGCCUGAAAUUUUGUCUUCUGAAUACUUUCAUUUCUUUUUCCUAAAGUCCAAAAACAUAUAUAAUUAUACCCAUAGUAAGCCACAUAAAUAAAUAGUACUCAUUAUUUGUAGGGGGAAAAAUCCCCCCAAAAGCUGGGGAAAACAAAUGCUAACUUUUCCAGUUACUUGACAUGACUCAGCAGGUCGGGGGAACCAAUAUAUUUUUAUUGUAUUGAUACCAAAGCAUUUCUAAUAAGAGCUUGUUAAAUUUAAGAAUAAAAUUAUUUAAAAUA